Molecule: messenger RNA, 1554 nt
Organism: Miscanthus lutarioriparius
Lineage: Eukaryota; Viridiplantae; Streptophyta; Magnoliopsida; Poales; Poaceae
Source: the annotation of a GenBank genome assembly
AUGGGACUACUGGCGCUACAGCGGCUCAUAACUCUGCAGCGCGACCGGCAGCGUCGUCGUCUGAAACAAAUCCGAGGCCAGCAUGCUUCAUCAGUGAACAAAAGAAAGGGUUUGCUCUGUCAACAAGAUGGUGAUUCUCGAGCUGCCAAAAUAAUGAGAUGUUCAAUCCCAGAACUUCCUGAGGACAUUUGGCGCCAUAUACAUUACCUAAUGCCGCUGCGUGAUGCUGCUCGUGCUGCUUGCCUGUCCCGUGCCUUUCUACGUUCCUGGAGAUGUCUUCCCAAUCUCACCCUGAACUGGGAUGUGCUCAGCUCAGAAACACAUACACAUAGAGGGAGUUUUAGUUACAAAAUAGACUGCAUUCUAAGAAAUCACUCAGGCUGCUUGAAGGUAUUGGACCUUAAUCUAGAGGAUAUCUCCUGCCGUUAUCUCGACAACUGGCUUGCUGACGCAGUUACACCAGGAAUUGAAGAACUUACCCUUACGCCAUAUAGACGCAAGUACAAUGUCCCAUGCUCAUUUUUAUCUGACGGGGUUAGAAACUCCAUUCAACAUCUUGAGCUUGGGAUCUGUACCUUCCGCCCCACCGCUGAACUUGGCCCCUUGAGAAGCCUAACGAGUCUAUGUCUCUGUACUGUGCGCAUUACUGGGGAUGAAUUGGAGUCUUUUCUUUGCAACGCUCUUGCUUUGGAGCAACUGGAACUCUUUGAUUGCAAGGAGAUAGUUUGCCUGAAGAUACCAUGCGUGCUACGGCGACUCGGCUACCUGAAGAUCUUUGGGUGUUGGAGGCUGCAGGUUAUAGAGAGCAAAGCUCCAAAUCUCUCCAGCUUUUUCCUUACCGGUAAAAUUUCAAAAGUCUCGCUUGGAGAAACCUUGCACAUGAAGAAUCUAACCAUGCACCGUAAAAACGUUGUCUGUUAUGCACGUGCUGAGUUUCCAUGCGUUAUGCCAAAUCUUGAGACUCUAGUCCUAAAUUCAGGGGAGGAGGUGGUCAGUACACCAAUGCUGUCUAGCAAAUUCUUCUACCUCAAGCACCUGUCCAUUGACAUAUCAUCAGCAUUGAGCUUUUCCUCGUCCUAUGAUUAUUUUUCUUUGGUAUCUUUCCUUGAUGCAUCUCCUUGCUUGGAGACAUUAAUCUUGAAUGUGACUCAGCAACUUAUGAAGCAUGAAUCGGUUGUUGGAGGUUCCUCACAUUUGAGGCAGAUGCCUGAACACCAGCACUGCUGCCUCAAGAGUGUGACCAUCACAGGGUUUAGCUCUGCCAAGGGCUUGGUUGAGCUAGCAUGUUAUAUUCUCAGCAACGCAGUUUCACUUGAGUGUCUGACACUGGACACGCUCUAUGGUUUUAGGUGUCUUGGAAAAAAAGAUACAACAUGCAUCCCCAUGAGAGACUCUAUUCUCAGGGAAGCCCGUAGAACGGUCACAGCUAUUAGAGCAUACAUUGAGGAUAAAGUUCCCCCUACAGUACAGCUAACUGUUCUAAAGCCCUGUAGCCGGUGCCAUGCUAGACCAAGGUUGUCGGAAUCAGGAUCCUAUGUGGGAUUUUCUGUCUGA